CCUGGGGUCAAAACCCCCCUCCCCUGCCCACGCUGCUGUCUUGCAGAACGGAGAAUUUCUGGAUGUGUGGUACUUGGAGCCGCAGACAUGUCUGCUGUGCCCCAUACUUCAUGGCUGUGCUUGCCUGGAAGUGGCCAGUGUGUGACGGGAACAGCAUAGGGAUACCUCUUAAAGGUGUGAAAAUCAUGAAUAUCUUUGGGAAUACAACUACUGUUUUAUUCUACAACUUUUUUUCUUGUACACAAUAUGUUGAGAAGGGAGAGAGAGAAGCCAGUGAGAAGAAAUUUAAAAUGAGAUGAGUUGUUCCUUUGAAAAACACUUUGUUCCUGUAAAACUUUCUAAAGGGAGUAACUGGAAGGAACAUAGAACUGGAAAGUAAAACUGACAGCAGUGAACUGAUUCCAGGUUUCUUUUGGGGAAACGCCUUCUUCUCAUGUAAAAACCAUGUACAUGUUUUCAUACUUAUUGGUCCCAAGUAGGCGGUUAUUUGCAUGGAGAAGGACCCCUUUUGUCAUAGUCAUCUUAUAAUUUACUUUCCUCCAUCACUGGGUAAAACUAUUAAACCCAUAGUCAAUGAAGUGAUUUAAAUACAUGGUAGGCGUGUAUGAGGGAGUUCAAAAUUUCUUUUGUAAAAGGCAAGAGAUGAUGUGUAAUAGGAUUAAGAAUUUACUGCAUGAAAUAGAGCCUUGUUACACUUUAUUCUGUGAGGCGCACAAACGUUGAUCGGCGUUAGUACUAGUUUGGAAUUUGGAGCUGUUGCACCUUUAGUCUAGAAAACCUUCUCUGACUGUCCCCCACCUGCACAGCUGUGAGUUGCCACUAGAGGCCUGGUGAGCCAGGACAGGCUUCUAUCCCUGCUCUAUGGGCAGGGGUGUGAGGGAUCCUGGGAUACUGGAGGACUUCAGUUUGAGCGGCACAUCUGUGAGGAGUGGCUGUACUUUAAUGGAACAGGAGCUGGUAGUGCAGAUUAGAGAUAAUCCUGCCCUGCAGUGGUAUAACUUCAAACCCAGUAAUGAGUGCAUACCAUUUUAAGGUGUUAAUAUGCAGACAGCCCAGGGUUUAGGAGCUCUAGGAGCCACUCAAAAUUCCCAUAAUCCAUAGUCAGCAAGGAGUAAGGAACUCUGCUAAUAUAUUUAAUCAAACUGAUAUUGGGAACAAACCUCCUUUGGAUAGGGCAGAAUACGUGUUUAAUGAAGAAAGACAGGAUUUUUUUUUUCUUUUGGGUAAUUUGCCUAUUAGUAUUUCCUAAAAAAUGUAACUGCACUGGAAAAUGUGAUUAGGUUGCUUGACAUGCUAAGGUUCAAAGACUACAGAAAGUUUUGGAGACUUUAUACAUAAGGAGAGAAUGUUUCUUGAUUUCUUUCCCCCUUUGUCCAGAAGUCAUAAAUGUAGCUGACUGAAGCCUGCUAUUUUUAAUUUUACAUGCUUGAACUAGUGCAUAAAAUGAGCAGAUACAUUUUAUCAAAUUUCCUGGUAGUUCAGGACCCAGCAGAUCACCUGUUCUGACUUUCUUCAUUGCAGAGAAUUACAUUUCGUUCCGUUAUUCCUGGUUUAACCGAACAACCUAUUUGAUUAACACACAUUAUCUAGAAAGAUAUCUGACCUUGAUCUGAAGACUCAGAGAUAUGGCAAAUGCCGUGCUGCUCUGCAGUUGUUUUUCCCAAUCGUAAUUGUCUUGAGUUAAUUAUACUUUGGUCUCAGGGCUGAAAAGAAGGUUGGGAAGUUGUGGCCACAAAGGAGAAAGGUUUGGAAAAUCAAAUGAAGUGAAAUUUUAAUGUAUCACACGAGUGUCGCCUUAUCAGUUACUUUAUUGAUUGUAAUGAGUCCCAAAGGGCCUGAUUGAAAGGAGCAGUAUUAACAUGUGAUGCCCAGCAGGCAGUAGGUAAACCCAAAAACAUUGUUUAAUUCUAAAUUGGAGGAAAUGCUUUAACUGUACUAGCCAUGAAGCAUAUGUGAGUCAUUCUAGGUAAAUGAGAAAUGUAUAUGAGUGAGCCAACAAAGAAAGUGCAUUAUGUACUUCAGUAUACUUUGCAAAGGGCUUUGGUGUGUGUCUGCCUGAGAUACCGAUUGAUAUUUUGAAUCCAUGUACAUGUUCCCUAAAAUGUGAUCCAAAGAAAACUUGGGAUGGCCGAACUUGAAAUUGUAGUAGGCUUUCAACUCUGAUUUAAUUUGUUUUUCAUCAAAUCCCUUUCAGGGCAGCAGACAAAAAUGAGCAAAAGAGAUGAUGUGUUGUGGUGUAAUUAAGUUUCAUGGACACUGUGAACUUUUCAAAAGAAACGAGGGAGCAAGACAGAACAUUGGCGAAACUUAAAGAUGGGUUUUGUCCAGCUUAAGGGGAUGAAUGGUAUUUUUUUUGCCUUUAUCUAGCAGAGGUGGAACUUUCCAAAUGUCAAUAUGAAUGAAGGGGCCUGCCCUAUUUCAUGUCCAGUCCUCUGCAGUUCUCAUUAAGUUACGUUAUGUAGAACUAAACAGACAUAAUAGAUAGCAUACUAAUAGGCCAGUUCUUAAAUCAAGAAUGUCAGCAGCACACUCAUCUGUAAGCAAUUUUUAACAUUAGAACACAUUGGAUUCAAUCUUUUUCCAUAUUAAAGGGAUGAUGUUUUAUAAUUGAGGCAAGCUUAUAUUUUUCCAUAAAGUUCUGAUCUCCUGUUCAUUUAUAAAAGCACUAAAUAUCUAAAAUAAAGUAACUUCCAAGCUGAGAUGAACAUAAAACUAAAACCAAAAUGAUUCCUAAACCCUAGUGUCGGAACAGACCCAUGUACAGCUCUGUACUGCUUUCAUGAAGGUUUGCUGCCAUUUCUCUUACAAAUUGUUCUUCAGGGUAUUAUAACUCAGCUGGUCUUUAAACCCAUCACUCUGGAGCCAGGCUUACAAAAUGUCAGUGCAAGUGCAAAUUUUAUUUCUUUAACAAAAUAAGGGGCUUGGAGCAGUUGAGCUUUCUAAAAUUCUGUCAUAUUAAAUAUACUCUGCUCCUUUUGCUGUAGUAUACCAGUACUUGUGGUGUUUUUGUACCAGUAGGGAGACAAAAAACUAAAUCAAUUUAAUAGGAAACACGUAUCGUUUUGUACUUUGCUUUUCUUUCCGUAGGAGGAGCAGCUAUCUGGGCAUUACAACAUUGUUCCCAUUUUUGUCAGAUAGGCUCUUUUUUGGGUGAGAUGUUUCUUGUCUCUUUUGGGUUUUCCUUAAAAGGAAACUUCAGCAGUUGGUUGGUAAGACCACGGAUUGAGAAUCUGAUUAUGAAAAGAAUGUCUGUUGGGGUGGUUAGGGCUUUCCCCUAUAAUCUUGGGAUGCUACUCAGUGGAGUAGUAUUUCUGCCUCUGUGUGACGUAUCACUUUUCCUGGCUUCGAUUUCUUUCGCUCCCCCCUUCUUUGGCUGCUGAAAGCAGGCAAUGCCAGUCUUAUUAAUGUUUGCUCCUCUUUGCCUUUAUCUUUCAUUGGUUAGUGCCAUAGUACUUAUUCUAAGGAUGAUUGUCCGGUUGCCUAAAUCAGGUUGUGGUAACACUGGAGACACCGUUUCCAUGCAGUUGUUUUAGAAGACCAGGUGUGCCUUCUUGCUUUACUAUAUUAUUUUAACUGGCUUCUGGAAAGAUUUUCUUGUUAAUGUAUGGACAAAGUUGCAUGUUAAGUAGACCAUACUAAAUCUGUGAAAUGUUAAGUAGUGUUAAACUUAGACUGUGCUAUGAGCGGUUGCGUGUUGAGGGUUCAUACUGUUUCUUACCUGCACCGCUCUGACUUGCUACUACAGGGCUGGCAAGCAGAGGUGUGGCUAGGAGUGAGCUAGUUGUGGACUCUAUCCUCCUUUGGGUGGUGGAGAGGGUGUGGAGAGCGGUGCAUCCUGUGAUGAUGAAGGACUGCAAAUUGUUCACUUUAUCUCUCUGGAACAGCCUGAAGUUACCCUAGCAUGAGCUGGGUAGCAGAGCCCAGGGUUAACCUGAAGUUAAACCUGAAGCGGUGUAACUUUUCAGGUGCUCAGAGGGCAUUUAGCAUGAGUUGACAAGCUUUAAUAUGCCAGUGCUUAUGUUUUAAGUGCCCUUAGCAUGGCAUAAGUGUAACAUGUAAGUUUACCCUAUGCCUUGAAACUGGUACUUGAUUUUAAAACCCUCUCCUCCAUUACAUGCCUAAAACAAGAGAGGUUGGAAUGCAAAGCCCCAUGAGGAACAGCUGAGGGGACUAGGGAGAUGUGUAGUUUGGGGGAAAAGGGGAUGAAGGGGGAGAGAGGAUUGCAGUUUUCAAACAGUUGAAAUCCUAUCAUAAAGAAGAGUGAGAGAAAUUGUUCUUCCUUGUCACAGUGGGCAGGACAAUAAGGCAAUGGAUAUAAACUACACAUGAGGAGUGAGGGAUCAAAUUUCAGGAAAAAUCUUCCUAGCCAUAGAAGUGGAAGGACACUGGAAGAAGCUGCACUGAAGUUGUGGAAUCCUUUUUAUUUAAGGUUUUUUCAAGAAGAAAUUGGAUAGGCAUCUUUCUCUGGUAGUUUAAGAUGAAUCCUGCAUCUGUGCAGAAAGGGAGACUAGACCCUGGAGACUGCUUCCAACCUUACGUUUCAUCAAAAACUCCAGUGAUAGAAGUAGGCUGUUUUGCUAUUUUCCUGCAUCCCCAAAAGAGAUCCCCACAAAGUUUGCUAUUUUUUAUAUUGUCCAUGAUACGUAGAUUAACUGUGGCUUGUUUCUUGGGAUGUUACCUUUUGAGUCCUUGCUGGAUAUUAAGAUUGCUAUGGUUUUAGCAUGUUCAUAGUCCAACUCCUUUGUUAGCCUUUUGUGACCAUCUUAAUCCAGUGUUGUGGGACAGACGGGAUGUCUUUCUAUUGCUAAAAUAAUUUAUGAACCUUUGGACAAUUUAGCUGGGAGUUCUUCACUAGUUGUGUUUAGAGCUAGCUGCUUGAAGAGAAGAGGAUAGCAUGAAAGUAAUGAAGUGUAAUAUGUAUAACAUAAGAAUAACCUGUCCGCCAGGCUGGAUCCCAGUGCGUGUUACUGAUAUAACUGUCAUUUUACUUUAGCUCCUUAUUUACAAGGGUGUUUCAGAAAGUAAUAUCAGUUUUGAAAUAAAACCAUUUUGUGUGUAGUGAGUGGGGAAACCACACAGCAGCGGGGAACACUGAGGGUGCCAUUGUUUAAUGCACCCGUUGUUUACAAUGAUGUAGAAAAGUGAUGUGGUCCAGUAAAGGAUCAUUACACACAGCAUGGUCUUAUUUGGAAGUUGACUUUUACUUUCUGAAACACCCUCUUAAAUUGCCACGUUCAUUUGAGUCUUUGGGAAUCAUGGGACCCCUGCCAGUUGGUGAAUGAAAAGGUCCCCUGUAAAUUAUGACCCAGAGUCUUUGGGGAAUUGUAGUCGUAAUUGUAAGGGACCUCAAGGAUCAUCUGAUCCAGCCCCCUACAUGAAUGAAGCAUCCUCUGUCUUCAGCCGUUACAGAGCGAUACUUAUCCAGCCUCUUUUUGAAACCCUUGAGUGAAAGAGAUUGCAUUACUUCCCUGGGCACUUCCACUGUCCUGCUGUUUUAACAGUCAGAAAAUUUUCCUCAUAUUUAAUGUUAAAUCUGCCUUCCUGCAGUUUAAACCCAUUGCUUUAUGUCCUGCCCUCUGCUUGGGGCAUCCUUUUCCGUGGUUCCCAUAAAAGGCUAACUUUGUCGUGAUAUCCUGAAAGAAUAGAAUAGCCCGAAAGAAUAUCCUUGCACUUUGGCUUGGUGCUGUGGUGUUUCAGAGAGGGCCAUGUGCGCAUCGUUUUACACUUAUACAUCAUUGCUUAUGUAGUCAGUUGUUACACUAGUUAAUAGAAUCUUUCAGAGAUGUAUGUUCCAGUCUUUUUGAAAGCUUAUGGUGGCAUUGACUUAAAUCAGCUUAAAAAAAAUGUCAGGCUUCUUUGCUGAUGCUUUCUAUCUCUUGGUGGAAAUUCUGGCAAAUUUAUGUUGGUUGCAAAGAUGUUUUUCCCUCUCCUCUCCCCUCCAUAUAGUGGAUUUUUCUCAUUCUGCUGACAGUUGAUGUAGGAAGAGUGCAUGGAGUUCAGCCUAGUGUUUUCAAGGGAAAAUCCUGCUUGUGACUGUAAAUAAGUCUGUUUAUGUUGCAUUUCUUAGAAUUUCAGGAACUACACGUUGAUGCCAAAAUUAGUGAAACUUACUUCACUGGAGUAGAUGCAAACAGGAUCUCCAUAUGUCAAUGAUGAGCCUGAAUAUUUUCAUUUCCUUUUGCUUUCAGGAGAGGAAAUCCUGAGUAUUUUGCAUUUUUGUAUUGUUAAUCUGUUUUUGUGGGCCAAAUGUUGACAUUCGCAAUGAUAUCCAUGAGCUGAGGCGUCUUGAGAACUGCACGGUCGUUGAGGGUUUCCUGCAGAUCCUGCUCAUCUCCAAGGCAGACGACUACCGCAACUUCCGCUUCCCGAAGCUCACCAUGAUCACCGACUACUUGCUGCUGUUCCGUGUGGCAGGCUUGGAGAGCCUCAGCGAUCUCUUUCCCAACCUCACGGUCAUCCGUGGGAGGAACCUCUUCUACAACUAUGCCUUGGUUAUCUUUGAGAUGACAAACCUCAAAGAAAUUGGGCUUCACAACCUGAGGAACAUCACCCGAGGGGCCAUUCGGAUUGAGAAGAACUCUGACCUGUGCUACCUCUCCACGGUGGACUGGUCUCUGAUCCUAGACGCAGUGUCCAACAACUACAUCGUUGGGAAUAAGCCUCCAAAGGAGUGUGGGGACUUGUGUCCAGGGACGAUGGAAGAGAAACCAUUGUGUGAGAAGACAUCCAUUAACAAUGAGUACAACUAUCGCUGCUGGACCACCAACCACUGCCAGAAAAUGUGCCCCAGCUCUUGUGGCAAGCGAGCCUGCACAGACCAGAACGAAUGUUGCCACCCCGAGUGCUUGGGAAGCUGCACUGCGCCCGACAACAAUACGGCUUGCGUGGCCUGCCGCAAUUACUUCAGCAACGGAGUCUGUGUGCCCGUUUGCCCCCCCAACACCUACAAGUUCGAAGGCUGGCGCUGCGUCACCAAAGAAGAGUGUGCUGAAGUCCCUACCUCAGAGCUAAGUGAAUACGAGAGGUUUGUGAUCCACAAUGACGAGUGCAUGGCCGAGUGUCCCUCUGGAUUCAUACGCAAUGGGAGCCAAAGCAUGUUCUGCAGCCCUUGCGAAGGGCCUUGCCCAAAAAUCUGCGAGGAGGAGAAAACGAAGACCAUUGAUUCUGUCACAUCAGCGCAGAUGUUGCAGGGGUGCACUGUCCUCAAGGGGAAUCUGCUUAUUAACAUCCGCCGUGGGAAUAAUAUUGCUUCAGAGCUGGAGAAUUUCAUGGGCCUGAUUGAGACGGUCACUGGGUAUGUGAAGAUUCGCCAUUCGCAUGCACUGGUUUCCUUAUCUUUCCUAAAGAAUCUCCGGUAUAUUUUGGGAGAGGAACAGCUGGAUGGGAAUUACUCUUUCUAUGUUCUGGACAACCAGAAUUUGCAGCAGCUGUGGGACUGGAACCACCACAAUUUGACCAUCAAGGAAGGCAAAAUGUACUUUGCAUUUAAUCCCAAGCUGUGUGUUUCUGAAAUUUACCGCAUGGAGGAUGUGUCGGGAACCAAGGGGCGGCAGAGCAAAGGAGAUAUAAAUCCCAGGAACAAUGGUGAAAGAGCCUCUUGUGAAAGCCACAUUCUGCGCUUUGUCUCCAACACCACCCUGAAGAACCGCAUUAAGUUGACCUGGGAACGAUACCGCCCUCCAGAUUACAGAGACCUUAUUAGCUUCACUGUGUACUACAAAGAGGCACCGUUCAAGAAUGUGACAGAGUAUGAUGGGCAGGAUGCAUGCGGCUCAAACAGCUGGAACAUGGUGGAUGUCGACCUGCCCCCAAACAAAGAGAACAACCCUGGGAUUUUGCUGCAGGGACUGAAACCUUGGACUCAAUAUGCCAUUUAUGUCAAGGCUGUUACCCUCACAAUGAUGGAGAACCACCACAUUCACGGAGCCAAGAGCGAGAUUGUGUAUAUACGCACCAAUGCUGCAGUGCCGUCUAUCCCUCUGGAUGUUAUUUCCGCAUCCAACUCUUCUUCCCAACUCAUUGUGAAAUGGAAUCCACCCUCUCUCCCCAAUGGCAACCUGUCUUAUUAUAUUGUUCGAUGGCAACAACAGCCCCAGGACAGUUACCUUUACCGGCACAACUACUGCUCCAAAGAUAAAGUCCCUAUUCGGAGAUAUGCUGAUGGGACCAUUGAUACAGAAGAAGCUACUGAGCCCACCAAGCCAGAGGGCUGUGGGGGAGAGAAAGGACCUUGCUGUGCCUGUCCCAAGACAGAGGCAGAAAAACAAGCAGAGAAGGAGGAGGCAGAGUACCGGAAAGUCUUUGAGAACUUCCUGCAUAACUCCAUCUUUGUCCCCAGACCUGACCGGAAGCGCAGGGACGUGUUUCGAGUUGCAAAUGCUACUCUUGCCAGUAGGAACAGGAACACGACAGGGACUGAUCACUUUGCUAAUGCUUCUGAUGCGGAGGAGAGUGAAAUGGAGUACCCAUUCUAUGAGACCAAAGUGGAAGGCAAGGAGAGGACUGUGAUCUCCCACCUCCAGCCUUUUACUCUUUACCGGAUUGAUAUUCACAGCUGCAACCAUGAAGCGGAGACCCUUGGCUGCAGUGCUUCCAACUUUGUCUUUGCAAGAACCAUGCCUGCAGAAGGAGCAGAUAACAUUCCAGGAGCAGUAACGUGGGAAGUGAAAGAAGAAAACACCAUCUACCUGAAGUGGUCAGAACCAGCAACCCCGAAUGGGUUGAUACUCAUGUACGAAAUCAAAUAUGGGCAACAUGGAGAGGAGAAGCGGGAAUGUGUUUCUAGGCAGGAAUACAAGAAGCUUGGAGGAGCAAAACUAACCCAUCUGAACCCUGGAAACUUUUCUGCCAGGGUGCAGGCCACUUCUUUGGCUGGCAAUGGGUCCUGGACUGAGCCGGUGUCUUUCUACGUACAGCCCAAACCAGCAGAGUAUGGGAACUUCUUGCACUUGAUCAUUGCGCUCCCCAUAGCGGUUCUGCUGAUCAUUGGAGGGCUGAUGAUAAUGCUGUAUGUCUUUAACAAAAAGAGGAACAGUGACAGAUUGGGAAAUGGAGUGCUGUAUGCUUCUGUGAACCCCGAGUACUUCAGUGCUUCUGAUGUGUAUGUUCCUGAUGAGUGGGAAGUGCCUCGUGAGAAGAUCACCAUGUGCCGGGAGCUUGGGCAGGGCUCCUUUGGAAUGGUAUAUGAGGGGAUAGCAAAGGGCGUGGUGAAGGACGAGCCAGAAACUCGGGUGGCCAUCAAAACGGUCAACGAGUCUGCCAGCAUGCGGGAGCGGAUCGAGUUCCUAAACGAGGCCUCAGUGAUGAAGGAGUUCAACUGUCACCAUGUGGUACGGUUGCUUGGAGUUGUCUCUCAAGGCCAACCUACUCUGGUUAUUAUGGAACUGAUGACACGCGGGGAUCUCAAGAGCUACCUGAGGUCUCUGCGGCCAGACACUGAGAAUAACCCUGGCCAGGCGCCUCCAACUCUGAAGAAGAUGAUUCAGAUGGCAGGAGAGAUCGCAGACGGCAUGGCUUACCUCAACGCCAACAAAUUUGUUCACAGGGAUCUUGCUGCAAGAAAUUGCAUGGUGGCUGAAGACUUCACUGUGAAAAUUGGAGAUUUUGGCAUGACGAGAGAUAUAUAUGAGACAGAUUAUUAUCGGAAAGGAGGGAAAGGCUUGCUGCCGGUCCGCUGGAUGUCCCCGGAAUCACUGAAGGAUGGAGUCUUCACAACGCACUCUGAUGUCUGGUCCUUCGGUGUUGUCCUUUGGGAGAUUGCAACAUUAGCAGAGCAGCCGUACCAAGGCAUGUCCAACGAGCAAGUUCUCCGCUUCGUGAUGGAGGGAGGCCUGCUAGACAAACCAGACAACUGUCCUGAUAUGCUGUUUGAGUUGAUGCGCAUGUGCUGGCAGUACAACCCCAAAAUGAGGCCCUCCUUCCUGGAAAUCAUCGGUAGCAUUAAAGACGAGCUGGACCCAGCCUUCAAAGAGGUCUCCUUCUUCUACAGUGAAGAGAACAAGCCCCCUGACACGGAGGAGCUUGACCUGGAGACUGAAAACAUGGAGAGCAUUCCUUUAGACCCCUCCUCCACCCUCCAACCCACUGACAAGCACUCAGGACACAAAGCUGAGAAUGGCCCAGGCGUGGUGGUCCUGCGGGCCACCUUCGAGGAGAGACAGCCGUACGCACACAUGAACGGGGGACGCAAGAAUGAAAGGGCCUUGCCUUUGCCCCAGUCUUCGGCCUGCUGAUCCUUAGUACAAGAGUCUCUCGCCCACACACCCACCCACACGCACGCAAUUGAGGGAAGAAAGAAAGAAAAUUACAAUAUAUUCAAAAGCCUACUGUACCUCAGUGGAUCUUCAGAACUGCCAUAGCUGCACACAGGAGAAUCCUCUUUUCAGUCGACAUGUUCUAGUUUUUUCUUUUUUUCAAUAUGCAAGCAGAUGUUUGUUUCGGUAAUGGACUCCGCUCACGGGGCGCACAGUUGGCCUUUUAAAAAACGCUAAUGUUAACACUUCAUAGCAACAGAAAAUCUUGAGAUCCAAUGUCUCUCUUUUUCUUUCUCUCUCUCUCCCUCCUCAUCCACCCUCUUCUUUCUGUCUCUCUCUCUGUCUCUCUCUGCUUCAUAAUGGGAAACAUAUCUGCGUGCAAGUUCAACCUUACAACACAGGCUAGGUGCCUCCCCGGUAGCCCUCACAAACACCUGCCUAACACUGUAGGUCUUUAUAAAAACCGAAUUUAAAAGAAAAAAAAAAAGACUGGAUUUUUAAUGUUGCUCUUUAACCUUUUUAGGAACAUGUAAAAGAAUUAAAAAGGGCCAUCAUUCGUCCAAGGUUGUUACCAUUUUCAACGCUGCCAAAUUUUGCCAAAAAACUGAACUUUUAUUUGUUUUUUGUAGGCAUGGAAAGGAGCACAGUAACCAACUGCUCUAUUUAAAGGAAAUACUGACCAAUACACUCCAUUCAAUCAUACACUGGUAUUUAAAAAAAAAAAAAAAAUAAAAUUUUGGUAAAUUUUUUUUUUUUUUUUUUUUUUUUUUUUUUUUUUUUUUUUUUGAAACUGGACAAAAAACGAAUUUUUUUUCUCAUGAUGGAGAAGCUGGGGUGGGGUUUAGAAUCAGCCCUCCCCGCCACCCCUGCACCCAACACCCACCCUUACGAAUUCUGGACAAAACUGGCAGUGGUGAGCCAAACACACGCAUUUCGUGCAAAAAGUCAAUCGCACGCCAAAAAUCAAUACAGUAAACAGACGAACCGGAAGGGAUCUCUGUCGUGGCAGCCUGCCUUCCUUCGCAGGCUUGCAGGAAAGCGCACGUAGAAACACACAAAUUGGAGACGACAGAAAGCAGUAAGCGGAUUCAAGCAUCCGGCGCUUUGUUGCCCUUUUCUCUCUGUUAUUAAGACUUCUCGAAGGGUCUUGCAGUUCUAUGUUAGACCAUGGAUCAUUUGCAUACACAUUGUCUUUUGUGUCACUUUUAUAACUUUUUUACGGUUCAGAUACUCAUCUAUAUGUCUGUACAGAAAGAAGCUGCUAUUUUUUUUGUUCUUUAUCUUUGUGGAUUUAAUCUAUGAAAACCUUCAGGUCUGCCCUCCUUCCCUUCCCCCCCUCCCCCUUUUCCGACAAAUUUCUUAUGCUUUGUACUAUAGUGUGUAACUUUUACUUCCUCCUUCCCAGUAAUGGAUACCUUUCAUAUGAUUUGCCAUGAACUGUUUAAUGCCUUUUUAUAAACACAUUUCCUCCUUUUUUUUCCCAUUAGUUGUUUUCCAGCAUCUUGGCUGUGUGGGUUACAGGGCUCUUGAGGGAUCGGAGGAGAAGGGGGACGCAUGACUGGUAGCACUCCCGCGAUACUGUGUCGUGGUGGUUCUUUUUAAUUCCCCAGCCUCCUUCCUUCCCGCUAACCUCCACCCAAACAGCACUCGAGUCUGUUACAGUGCAAGGCAUGAUACAAACUCAGGUCAGAAAAAAAAAAAAGGUUAAAUAUUUAGUACAUUCUUGUUCAGUGUUCAUAAUCAUCAUUGUACAAGAGUCUCACCCCCUCCUUCCCUUGCCUUUUGUUUUGGUUGUGACACACACACAGAUACACGCACGCACACUCGCACAUUUUUUUAAUUGUUGGGUACAACAGUAGACACCAGGCUUUUGGGUCACUAUUUUCUAAAACCGAAUAUUUUAACCCUUCCAUCCCAUGAACAACAGCUAAAUUGGUUGCUGCUGAUGGUGCCAGGGUUUUCUGAGACUCUGGCCAUUUAAAAUGCCUUGACCCAGCAGCCCCCUAGCCACUCGCCUUCCCAAUAAGCAAACGUUCAGGGGCCGCGUUCUGGGCUAUACCUUGCUCGAGCUCUCCAAAUGCAAUGACAUGAAGUUCAGAUCAUGUGGGGGGAGGGCCAGCGUGCUCUCUAGUGGCUGGGGGCUGCCAAAUUUGCUAGCAAACGGAGAAAUGUUGGCAGCUACUGAAGUUUGUACGAGUACAAGCUCAUUGCUCAGACCAAACUCCACAAUGAGAGGGAGAUUUGCUUGCUCGAUCAGUUCCAGAAGCCUUGGUGAACUGUGGGACAGUGAUGGAGGGGGCCAUGAUGACGUCUAGAACCAAGGAGCCAUGCCCAUUACUCAUCUUAACUUUAGUUAUAGCAUGUAAACCCUUGUUUAGCACUGAUUCAACCAAAUGAUGGCAGUAGAGGUUGUCCUGGGAUGGAAAUGUUUAAAUUUUUUGAGUAAGAACAAGAAUUAAAAUAUACUGAUUGCUAGUUGUGACCGGAGGUUUAAAAAAAAAAUGUUUGUAGUGCAUUUUGCUUGUGUAGUUUUAGGUCCCGCUAUCUUCUCUUGCUUCUGUCCCAUAGUUAUUUUUCCCUUUAAAAAAAAAAAAAAUGAAAAAGACAAAAAAAAGUUUAAUUAAGAAGGUAUUCUAUGUAGGAUUUUUUAUUUAUUUUGUGAUAUCAGUUUAAAUCACUGUAGAGAUGCCCCAUAAUUAAAUUUAAAUACUGAGAUAAGGGUUUUUGAGUAUGACAGGGGGACAGUUUUUGAUUUUUUUCAAACAUUUAUCUACCUCACUCUUAUUUUUUUAUAUGUGUAUAUAUAUAAAAAAAAAUACAUCUCAUUUCUCAGCAGCCAAUAAACGCCGUUAAUACUGGUAACCUCUUACUCCACAAACCACACACUCUAGGUUUUGGAGAGGAGCAGUCACUACUUAUUGCAGAAGGUCACUUCAGAAGCUUUUUUUUUUUUUUCCUCCCCUCAAAUUAUUGUCCAUCGCUCCUGCCCCCCACUUGUUUUUGCUAGUAUUUUCUCCACUUGAAGAUGUAUUGAUUUGUAGGGGUGGGAGACACCCGAGAGGAGUCUGACUUCUGACGCCCAUUCUUUGAGGAAUCUCAGAAGCGACUGAAUGCAUUGUCACUGCAAUCAGAGUUCAUCAAAGUGUAAUACAUCAAGCUGAGCAGAGCCAUCACUGGCUGUGACGUGAGCUCUGAAUGAUCAGCUUCGUUACAGAAAGUAGCUAUUUACAAUAUUCGAAGGUCCAUGCUGGCUAGACCGAGGUAAAUGGCCUUUCUGUUAAUCCUAUCGAGUGGGCUAAGUCAUUGCUGCCAAUUUUUCUCAGAUGCCACAAGCACCAGAAGGGACAUCAGAGUGUUUCAUUGCCUAAAAAUAAAUUGGAGCCUUCUUCCUUGAUCAAUCCAACCGUGAAAAAUCUCUUGGGCUACCUGACAGUAAUACUAGACUGAGUUUACAACUUUGGAUCUUUUACGUUUGCUGCUGUUUUUUGGUGAGAACACUGAUUUCUCAAAACGUAGGCAAAAUCCAAAAUUUGACCGUGCCAGUAUAAAUGCAGUCCCUCUCCACGCACGUCGGCCCCGUGGGUGCUGAUGGACCAGCCAUCAAAUCGUAACUUCCCUCCGACCGUGUGCGACUGGUUUACAAGCAGCCUGCCAUCAACUUGAUGUAUAAUGUUUCUCUUUUUCUGAGUCUGGCAGCUGUUCAUGCAGGUGUUGGUUGUGGUAUCUGACUAAUGUGGUGCUUGGCUACUUUGAGAUGUGCAUGGCCUCUUGAGUAUACAGUGCUGCGGUUAAGUACUGCAGAGUUUGUCUUUGGAGGGAGCAUUUCCCUGUAACCCCAGAAAACCACCAGAAUUUCAGAUUCCCUGGGUUUUCUUUUGUUUUUGGAUUUUCUUAACUUCCCUGUGACCUUCUGGUCUAGUGACCGCUCCCCUCUCUUGCACAUACUGAUUUCCACAACUGGAGAUCCUCAGAUCUUUCAGCUGGCUAUGAGGGUUUUGUUAAAACUGUCCAAGUUAUUGGUUUUUAAUUGUACGUAGGUGGUUAAAAAAUUAGGAAAAAACAGUAACAAAGUAGUGCCCAUCAUAAAUAAACAUUUCAAAAGCACUUAAAUGAAAGGCAGUCACGUGACUACAAGUAUGCAUGUGUGAUGACAAAGUCAGCUCUCUUGGACCAAACCACCUUAUCUUAUACCAUUGUGUUCACAUUUCUAGGCUAAUUCCAUUUUUGGUUCCCACCGCUCUUUUCUUGUUGUUUUGUGUGUGUGCAUUCUGAAUAGCUUUAUCCACAAUGUUCUUCAUGUAGAGACCUCCCUUUGACAGUAAAUCACAUUGUCUAUGCAUGUGAACACCUGAAAAUUUAAUGUUGGCUUGAUAUAGAAAUAAAAUGGUUUUGCAAUGCUGUCUUUUCCUGAGAGACCACUGGCUAGCCUGGUAUGGAGAAUUUAUUUAGAACUUCAGCUGUGCUUGAAUACAUUUUUGUUAGUAACCCAAUUUGUGUUUAGAAUUGAAAACAACCCCCCCAAACCCGCCCAACCCCCCAAACAAGCAUUCUGACAAAGGGUACCAAGAUACUGUAAUACAACACGAUAACCAGUUGGCAUCACUAAGGGAGCAAGAAGCUUUGAUUUCAAGUACUUUGGCCAUUCUUCUCACCUGACUUUGUCAUUGUUAAACCUUUCCAGUGGUACAGAAGGUGGUUUGGUUGCAAAGGAAGGUGACUUGUGUAAAUACAGAAUUGUCACACGCUUGGUACUAGAUAUGACAUUCUUCUGUUGGGAUGAUAAACUAUACAUAGAAACCAAGUCCGAUGGAAAACUUGAGGCCAGCCUGUGUUUCCACCAAGCCUCUUUCUCGGUGUGACGCCUCUGUUCGGUAAAGCUGGUUUUAAGUGAUGUAUGACUCUAGAUUCGUUCGCACUGAUGCUCCUGUUGGUGUUUUAAAAAAACAAGUAGCCCAGUUUGCCCAGGAUGACUGGUCACCAGAUGGAACUGCUGUUGGGUCCUCUGGGAACUGCUGAGGGUUGUUUUAAUGCAAUCCAAGUCUAAAUGAACAAUACGCCUAUUGGUGGUAUAACUUCAUUCAUAUAUAUGAUGUAUUUUUUUUUUUAAAACCCCUUUUCAUUCCAUUAGUAAAAGUAAUGGUUUUUUUUUUUUUCUGUUACUGUUUUAUUUUGUUUGUCAUAGAUGUAUUUAAUCACUGGGCAAAGCAACAGCAGGGGAAGGUGCGAGAGAUCCACUCCUUAUUAACCAGUGAUAAAAGCCAGAUAUCACAACUCAGCUCCAAGUAGUUGGUGCAGAUCAGAGUUAUAAAGGAAGGACAAUAUGUAGGUUAAACACUAGCGACCAGAGGUGCUGAAGAUACAGAACUGUCACUAGACCAGAAGGCUUCAGCUGGUGCCUAAGCUCAGAAAACGGGUUGUUCUGAGACGAGGCACUUUUAAAUUACUCUGUGUGGAUUUAAGAGCACAACCAGGUCACUGAGAAUUUUAAGGGAUAAUGGCAAGAGAUGCUGAAAAACGAGGGUGGAAACUGCUAUGUACGAAGACACAGUGCUCGGGUUCCCUGAGCUUGGGAUGUGGGAUGACAUCAAUGCUCAGGCAUAACGGCUCCUAAUCAUUUGGUACUUGUAAAUAAACCUCUUGGCUUCCAUCUGCGGUGGUCGGUUCAUUAUCCAGAGGUUUACAGAUGUUGUCAUUGGUUGGUAUGAGUUGCAGUGUCUCAACUUUCCAUCAGUCUGUUUUGCAAGUACCACGUGACUAUCACUAGUUUGUGUGUGCGCGCGCAUGUGUGCAUCUUUUUUUGUAUGUGUUACGUUGAUUAGCAACCAUUAGCAUUUUCAAUAGGGCUUUUAAGUCCAGUAGAUUACGGGUAGUCAGUUGACAAAGAUCUGGUUUACAAGAACUAAUUAAAUGUUUCAUUGCAUUUUGUAAGUACAUAGAAUAAUUUUAUAAAAUGUUUGUAGUUUAUAAAUGCCUAAAAUAUAAUUUAAAGGCACUUUUCUGUGUGUGGGUGUGUCUGUCUGAUCAGUUUUUUGACAGUACCAGUUUCCUAGUUAGCUUUACAAUAUGCCAAAAAAGAUUGUUAAGUUUUUCAACUCACGGUUCAUCCCUUUUUUCUCAAGCUUUGUGUCCCAGUGUAUAGGAAAUGAAUAAAGAGGUUGGGGAAGUGUUCUGUAUCUUCAGUAUCCUGGUCUUCCAGAACCCUCUGGUUUGGGUGGGAUCAUCUUAACUGGUCAUUUCACUUUACUGUACAGUGCAGUUAACUUGAUGGAUUGCAAGAACCUCAUUGGUUAUGGAAACAGAAUAGGUAUUGCUGCUAAGCAGUCUUGGUUGUUGGUCAGGGCUUAUUUUAUGGUUGCCAGGUGGGUUAAAGAAUGUGACUGCGUAAAAAGCAUCACGAAAGGCAGUUUUCAUAAUUAUUAUUGAAUUUUUUAAAAGUAUGUUUACAGAUUUCUUAUAAUUUAAAAUGAUGGUUUUUUGUAUGCAACCUACACAGCGCAUAUAGAUACCUAACACCAUUAAAAGUCUUUUGAAACGAACAAGGAAGGUCCCUAUUUAUUUUUAUUUAAGAAUACUGAAGAUCCCAUUUUCCUUCUGAAUUAGAUUGAACGUUACACCUUCCACCCCACCUUCUGAAGGGUUAAUGAUGGUUUAGAUGCAUUUUAAGAAUCAACCUUCUGUUUUCUAAACCAGUGAGGUUUGAGAGGAAAGGAUUGGCCAGAGUUUGUCUACCUCUGGGACAAAAACAAAACUAGAAAGCGCAAUGGAACUGAUGCAGUUGCAAAUACAACAUUUUCCAAGUUUUCUUGUUUAAAAAAAAAAACAAAAAAAAAAUAAUUUUUUUUUAAAAAAGAGAAAAAAAAAUUAAAACAGUAAUAACAUGGCCAAUUUAUUACAUAAAAAGACUUGCUGUGUGUAAAUUAUUCCUAAAGAAAUUCCUGUGUUUAUAUAAAAUGAAUCAGUAGAUGAUAAAAUUUCAAAACGUUUUUGUAUAUUCUGUUGUAAGAAUUUAUUCCUGUUAUUGCGAUAUACUCUGGAUUCUUUACAUUAUGAAAAAAGAAACUUUGUCUAUUUUGAAUGGCUGAAGCUAAGGCUCCUUUAGUUUCUCUUACUCUGCUUUUUUCUAGUAGUUACAGUACUACAUGAUUUAAGUUAAAUAAAAGAAUUCUGUAUGCAUU
Alligator sinensis (Chinese alligator) is the source of this 17428-nucleotide messenger RNA. RefSeq names its product insulin like growth factor 1 receptor (gene IGF1R). Gene Ontology annotation, molecular function: ATP binding; insulin receptor activity; phosphatidylinositol 3-kinase binding. The transcript has 21 exons. Bases 6378 to 10232 code for a protein of 1284 amino acids. The record is from RefSeq and is a predicted model, not a curated record. NCBI's taxonomy places the organism in Eukaryota, Metazoa, Chordata, Crocodylia, Alligatoridae. Gene Ontology annotation, cellular component: axon; membrane; insulin receptor complex. Gene Ontology annotation, biological process: positive regulation of MAPK cascade; protein autophosphorylation; positive regulation of kinase activity.